This is a messenger RNA of Mastomys coucha (southern multimammate mouse), 4259 nucleotides long. Its product is annotated as zinc finger protein 883-like. The coding region runs from base 451 to 2577 and encodes 708 amino acids. Gene Ontology annotation, molecular function: DNA-binding transcription activator activity, RNA polymerase II-specific; RNA polymerase II cis-regulatory region sequence-specific DNA binding. NCBI's taxonomy places the organism in Eukaryota, Metazoa, Chordata, Mammalia, Rodentia, Muridae. Gene Ontology annotation, cellular component: nucleus. The transcript is spliced from 7 exons. Gene Ontology annotation, biological process: regulation of transcription by RNA polymerase II. The record is from RefSeq and is a predicted model, not a curated record.
UGUAAACUCUCCACUGCUGUAGGAGCCAUGUGCCAUGUCCUGGGAAAGUCACCAGAAUCAGUGCAGAGGUGAUAACUACAGAGCUGUGGCCCUAGAACCUCCCAAUCAGAGGAGCUGCAGAGCUGGUAUACAUGCAGAAAUGGAGCAGGAUUGUGAGCAGUUUCUCUGUUGUUCAUAAUGAUGGCACUCAUUUUGCCAUGAAUAUCUUACAUUGUGGAGUUUCCACAGACAUGGAGUCUCUUCACAGCAAUCAACUCUAAGACAACAUUCAUCAGGGAGUUCCUUUCCUAAAACACAGUAUUGUUGCCAUCUAUUUAUCCUGCCUUCUGCAUGGUACAAGUUAAGCCUGUAUAGUUCAGAAGAGAGCAUCAAGUUUCAAAAAUUGAGAUGAAAAAUCUGUUGUGAAGUUUCAGGCAGGUCCUGGGAAACAACUUUGGAUUAUAGAAUGUUAUGAUGGCAAGUCUUUCAUCUGCUGAUAAGGUCUUAGAAAACAUCAGAAGAUUCAUGAAAAGGAGAAAACUUAUAAAUGGUCUGUUAAGAUUCAAGGAUGUAGCUGUGGACUUCUCGGAGGAGGAAUGGGAAUGUCUUGACACUGCUCAGAAGGGAUUGUACUUGAAUGUGAUGUUGGAGAAUUACAACAAUCUGUUAUUUGUGGGAAUUCCAGUCUUUGUUCCUAAGGCAGAAAGUCAGAGCAGAGCAAUAAGAAGAAUGACUGCUUCUCUGGUAACUGUGCCCCAGGGUCUGUUAACAUUCAGGGAUGUGGCUGUGGAAUUCACAAUGGAGGAAUGGGAAUGUCUCAGCUGUUCUCAGAGGGCACUGUAUAAAGAUGUAAUGAUGGAGAAUUACAUUAAUCUAUUCUUUUUGGAGAAUUAUCUUAAAUGUGAAAAGGCGUUAGAUCAAGGCACAAAUCGUAUUACCCACAAGCAUGUGACUAUCCAGGAAAAGUCUUGCAAAUGUACUGAACCUGUCAAAAUGAUUCAUGAAGCCUGCCAAGGUGCACCUUCCGGAACUAAACAUAAGGAUGAGUCUGUCAAAACAUCAAACCUAAACAGAAAGAAUAUUGGGAAGAAUGGAGAUGAACCUUGCAGAUUGGAGGACUGUGUAAACUGUUUGAAUGUAUGUUCCAUCAUUAGGCAAAAUGGAAGAAUCCACGUAGGAGAGAAAGAACCAAAUGCUAUGGAGUGUGAAAAUCUUUUUGACUCAGAACAUAAACUCAUGCUGAAACAAAAUAUUAAUAGUGGAAAGAAACCGCACAAUUGCAAGACAUGUAGUAAAUACUUUAAGAUGUACUCAAGUGUCACUAGACAUCAGAGAGCACAUACUAGAGAGAAAUCCUAUAAAUGCACAGACUGUAGUGAAUCCUUUCUGCAUUUAUCACAGCUCAAACUACAUGACAAACUUCAUUAUGGGAAAUAUCCUUGCAAAUGUGGUAAAUGCUUCUAUCAUAUAUCAGGCUUUGAAAGACACGACACUAUCCACCCUAGUGGGAAUACUUACAAAUGCAGUGAUUGUGGCAAAUCCUUUAUCUACUACUCACAAAUUCAAAAACAUCAAAGGAGUCAUACAGGAGAGAAACCUUACAAAUGUAGUGAAUGUGAGAAAUGCUGUCCCCAGAAAUACCAACUUACAAUUCAUCAGAGAAUUCAUACAGGAGAAAAACCUUACAAAUAUAUUGAAUGUGACAAAUUCUUUACUGCAAAAAGCAGUCUUAGAAGUCAUCAGAGAAUUCAUGCAGGAGAGAAACCUCAUAAAUGUAGUAUAUGUGACAUGUGCUUUACUCACAAAGUGAGUCUUAGUAGUCAUCUGAGAGUUCAUACAGGAGAGAAACCUUACAAAUGUAGUGCAUGUGACAAAUGGUAUACCCGGAAAAGCAGCCUUGUUAUUCAUCAAAGAAUUCACACAGGUGAAAAACCUUACCAAUGUAGUGAAUGUGAAAAAUCCUUUACUGAAAAAGGCAGUCUUAGAAGUCAUCAGAGAACUCAUACAGGAGAGAAACCUUAUAAAUGUAUUGAAUGUGACAAAUGCUUUACUCAGAAAUACCAACUUACAAUUCAUCAGAGAAACCAUACAGGAGAGAAACCUUACAAAUGUACUGAAUGCAAAGAAUGCUUUGCUGAGAAAGGAAGUCUCAGAAGUCAUCAAAUAAUUCAUACAGGAGAGAAACCUUACAAAUGUAGUGAAUGUGGCAAAUCCUUUACCCUGAAAUGCCUUCUUACAGCUCAUCAGAGAAUUCAUACAGGAGAGAAACCUUACAAAUGUAAUGAAUGUGGCAAAUGGUUUACUGAGAAAGGCAGUCUUAGAAGACAUCAGACAGUUCACACAGGAGAGAAACCUUACAAAUGUAAUGAAUGUGAGAGAUCCUUUACCCAAAAGAGCAGUCUUAGAAGUCAUCAGAAAAUUCAUACAGGUGAGAAACCUUACAAAUGUAGUAAGUGUGACAAAUGCUUUACCAAGAAAUCUCAGCUUACAGUUCAUCAAAGAGUACAUACAGGAGAGAAGCCUUACAAAUGUAGUGAAUGUGAGAAAUGCUUCAGCUACAAACACACCCUUAAAUGUCAUCAGAGAAAUCAUACAUGAAAUAAUACCUUACAAAUGCAGUGAAUGUCACAAGUGUGUUUCUUAGAAGGGCAGUAUUAGAAGCUAUGAAAGAAUUCAUACAGAGGAGAAACCUUACAAAACUAGUGAAUGUGACAAAUGUUUUAUUGAUAAAGACAGAUUUAGAAGUCAUCAAGGAAUUGAUGCAGGAAAAAUACCUUACAAAUGCAGUAAAUAUGAUAAAUAUGUUACCCAGAAAUAUUAUCUUAUGGUUCAUAAAAGAAUUCAUACAACAGAGAAACCUUAGAAAUGUAGUGCAUAUGAAAAGUAAAAAGCUUCUAGUAAAAGCUCUUCUAGAAAACAUUAGAAAAAUCAUACAGGAGAGAAACAUUACAGAUGAGGUGAGUGGAACAUAUUCAUUACCCAGAAAAACAGUCUUAGAAAUCAUCAGAGUGUUCAUACAGGAGAGAAAUGCUAUGUGAUUGCUUGUAUAUGCUUGGCCCAGAGAGUGGCACUAUUUGAAUGUGUGGCCAUGUUGGAGUAUUGCCUCAUGGUGUAGGUGUAUCACUGUUGGCAGGAGCUUUAAUGCACUCAUCAUAGUGGCCUGGAAGCCAGUCUUUUCUUGUUUGCCUUCAGAACAAGAAGUGGAUCUCUCAGCUCCUUCAGCUGCAGGUCUGCUGAGAUAAUGCCAAGCAUCUCUUUCAUGAUAAGGGACUGAACCUCUGAAUGUGUAAGCCAGCCCUAAUUCUUGUUCUUGUUCUUGUAAUCUUGUACGUUAUAAGAGUUGCCUUGGUUACGGUGUCUGUAUCACAGGAGUAAAACCAUAAUCAAGAUACAUUGCAAAUGCUGUGAAUGUGUCAAAUGCUUUACCUGGAAAAUCCAUCUCAUAAUUCAACAGAAAAUUCAUACAGGAGAGAAACCUUACAAUUGUAGUGCAUGUGGCAAAUGUUUUACCUUUAAAGACAGUAUUAGAAAACAUCAGAUAAUACAUAAAAAAGACAAACCUUACCAAUUAAAUGAAUAUGACAAGGUCAUUAUCAGGAAAGACUAUUAGAACUCAUUAGAGAGCUAUAAGGGAAACCUUAUAAAUGUAACAAAUAUGAGAAAUGUUUAUUUUAAAAUAACUCUUCAAAUUCAUCUGAGAAUUGAUACAGGAAAGAAAGUUUACAAAUUCUGUGAAUGUGACAAAUCCAUUCCUGAGAAAGACCAUCUAAAAGGCAUCAGGGUGCUCAUGCAGAAGAGAAGCCUUACAAAUGUAGUUAAUGUGACAAAUUUUUUGCCCUGAAACCUAUCUUAGAAUUCCUCAGAGAAAUGCAGGACACAGAUGGUGGCUUAGCAUAGACCUCCACUAUUGGUACUUUGUACAUUUGUCAGGAACAAUAGAAUCAAACAGCCUUGGUGAAGACUCUAGAUGAAAAACAAUGUUGAGAGGUGGAAGAACAUCUUUAGAGGGAAAUAAAGCAGCAGGCAGGGCUGGAAGGACCACACUGAAUAAGAGUGGACGGGGUAAGAACUCUUCUAAUGUUGCAUGCUUUGUAUGAAAUACUCUCAGGAUUUUCCCCAUUUAGUAUUAUUAUAUUGGCUAUUGAUUUAUCAUAUAUAGUCUUUAUUGUUCUGAGAUAUAUUCCUUAUAUAAUUACUUCAGUGAUUGUAUUAUGAUCAUGUUGAACUUUGUCUUAUGCCAUUGACAUCUAUUAAAAUGAUCAUAUAAUUUCUGUCCUUGA